Messenger RNA from Pezoporus flaviventris, 1692 nucleotides. RefSeq names its product transferrin receptor protein 2-like. Gene Ontology annotation, biological process: endocytic iron import into cell. The record is from RefSeq and is a predicted model, not a curated record. Gene Ontology annotation, cellular component: external side of plasma membrane. Lineage: Eukaryota; Metazoa; Chordata; Aves; Psittaciformes; Psittacidae.
CCCCGAACCAAUGGAGACCCUGAGGCGCUGCUUCCAGAGACGGCCCCUGGGGGGAGGGGCGGUGUUGUAUUCUCGACACCAGGAUGAAGAAGAGGAAGAGGAAGGGGAGGGGGGGGCAGGAGCCGCAAUCGUGCGGCUGCCUAGGCCCCGCCCCCGAGGCAGGCUCCACCCCCACGUGACGUUGGCUCUGGGCUCCGCCUCCGCCUUCCUGGCAGGGCUCCUGGUGGCCGCUCUUGGCCACGCCCCCUGCAGGGGAGGGGCUUGGGUGGGGCCGUCCCCUCCUGGCCCCGCCCCCGGGGAGGACCCAGGGGGCGUGGUUAUCGCCGGGGCCCCGCCCCCGUGGCCACGCCUGCGGGAGCUGCUGCAGCGCCACCUGCUGGAGGAGCGCAUCGAGGCCUGGGUGAGGGAGGUCAGCGCGGGGCCACACGGGGCGGGGUCGGAGCGGGGGCGGGGCCUGGCGGGGGCGGUGCUGGACGCCAUGGAGGGGGCGGGGCUGAGCCGGGCAUGGAGCCGCCCACAGCCCCUCCCCCUCCCCACACGGGGGUCAGCGUCACUGCAGUGGGUGGACAGGGGGGGCCGGGAGCUCGAGCGGCUCCGCUUGGACCCGGAGGCCUUUUGUGCAUGGAGCGCCCCUGGCAACGCCACGGGGGGGCUGGUCUAUGGGCAUUACGGGCGCCCCCAGGACCUGGCGCUGCUGCGGGCCCGGGGGGUGCCCCCCCGUGGGAACCUGCUCCUGGUGCGGCUCGGGCGCGGCCCCCCCGCCGCCAAGGUGGCAGCAGCGGCGGGGGCAGGGGCUCUGGGGGUGCUGCUGUACCCGGACCCCCAGGACACGGCCGGGCCUGGCGGGGACCCUGGCUUGGGGGGUGACACGGCUGUGACUGUGCAUCUCCAGGAGGGCUCGGGUGACCCCUACAGCCGAGGUUUCCCCUCCUUCACCGGCCGAGCUCCCCCCGCCCCCCCGGGGGUCCCCCCCAUCCCCGCGCACCCCAUCAGCGCCAACACGGCCGCGCGGCUCCUCCGGGUUCUGGGGGGCCCCCGGGCCCCCGCGCGCUGGGGGCCCUCGCGGGGGCUUUGGUACCGGCCGGGCCCGGGGGGGCGGCGGAUCCGGCUCAGCGUGGCCGCGGGGACCGAGCCCGGGACCCUCACGAGCGUCUUCGGGGCCCUGGAGGGGCGGCUGGAGCCCGACUGUUACAUCAUCGUGGGAGCGCAACGUGAUUCGCUGGGCCCCGGGGCGGCGGCGUCGGGGGUGGGCACCGCGCUGCUGCUGGAGCUGGCCCGGUUCUUCGCUGCCAUUGGGCGGGACGGGUUCCAGCUCCGCCGCUCGCUGCUCUUCAUCAGUUGGGAUGGGGGCGAAUUCGGGCACUUGGGGGCCACCGAAUGGCUCGAGGGGUACCCCGACCUCCUGCACACCAAAGCCGCCGCUUACAUCAGCCUGGACCAGGCGGUGCUGGGUGCUGACCGCUUGGUGGCCAAAACCAGCCCGACCCUGGUGAACCUCAUCGAGAGCGCGCUCAGCCAGGUGGAAAGCCCCAACGAGGGCGGGAAGAGCCUCCUGGAGCAGGUGACGCGGCCGGGGCGGGGCUGGGAGAGUGACGUGAUCCGGCCGCUGCCCCUCGAGAGCGGAGCCUUCCCCUUCACUGCGGCCGCCGGGGUCCCUGCGCUGGAGCUCGGCUUCGAUGAGGUGGAACCGGG